UUUCUCACUCCCUUCUUCAGACGACUUGUCCUGUGUAUACGCUCUUUUUCCUUCAUUCUCUCCCGGUGCCUUCGUGUGCUGUACGUCUUCGUUCUCUUAAUUACGAGCAGGCCCUCGCCUUUUUGAAAAGCUUCUAUAUUGCCAGGUUCCGUUACGGUCAUUCAGGAAUACCUUUAACGACUCUUUCCACGGUAAAGAGGAUAUCAAUCUUACGUUUAAUUCCCCAAUUAAAACCAAAAAAUCGCAAUCAUGAAGUACGCUGCAGCGCUCUCGCUAGCCGUUGCGCCUCUGGCCAUCGCUAAGGCAGUUCACAAUGUCUACCCGCAACACAAGAGAACUAGCCACCUGCAAAAGGGUGAAGGUGCUAUUGAAGGUAUUGGUGGCAGCAUCGGUCAAUUAGUACAAGGAGUUUCGCUCGGAAGCGCCACGCAAGUUAUCGUGAUCUGGGCGAACCCUGGUAACAACGCUGCGACGACAACAUUGCACGAGCAGACCACGGUAACGCAGACCGUCACUGAAGGUGCUGCUGCCGCAACUAGCGCUGCCGCAGGGGCCGCAGCCACUCACACAGUCACCGUCGGUGGUGCCGCUGGUCUAGUCUUCACCCCCGACCAAAUAACAGCCAACGUUGGUGACAUGGUCAUCUUCGAAUUCAUGAGCGCCAACCACACCGCUACUCAAUCCACUUUCGGUACACCCUGCAAGAUCAUGGAGGGCGGUAUGGACUCCGGUUUCCAGCCGAACCCCAACAACACCGUCAGCCCCCCUCCCAAGGUUGCCAUGCAAGUCAUGACCACCGACCCCCUAUGGUUCUACUGCCGUCAAAUGGGUCACUGUGGAAAGGGUAUGACCUUCUCCAUCAACCCCACUGCUGAGAAGACCCAGGCUAUGUUCCAAGCCAUGGCUAUCCAACAGAACGGCCAAGGAGCCGGCAGCGCCAUCACUGGUAACGCUACUGAGACCAGUGCUUCGUCUGCCGUUGCUGCUGCGCCCGCCGCCACAUCCGGCAUCAACAUGGGAAGCGGUUCCGUCGAGAACGGUGCUUGUGUCUGCGCUGUCACUUGCGCCUCUGGCAGCUUCCCGGCCGUGGCAGCCCAGGGCAUCGGCGCCUUCGGUGGCAUUGCAGGUUUGUGAUAGGCCUCGUGUAUUAUAGAAUAUCAAACACAAUCUAACCUGUAGA
Molecule: messenger RNA, 1180 nt
Organism: Hypoxylon trugodes
Lineage: Eukaryota; Fungi; Ascomycota; Sordariomycetes; Xylariales; Hypoxylaceae
Product: Cupredoxin
Exons: 2
Coding region: 250-1134 (294 amino acids)
Source: RefSeq, a predicted model, not a curated record